UGUCGGCACGCGGUCGACGGCAGCAGUAUCGCGCGCGCCGACCACCAUGGACCACCGCGUCACGUCGACCAUCGCAUUCGUUGCCGCAGCCGUCACGAUCGUCUCGCAAAUGUCGUCAGUUUUAUCGAUGUUGGAACCCCAGUUCGCUGAGCCUAUUCCGAACGUUACGAUACCCGUGGGAAGAGACGUUUCGCUGCCUUGUGUCGUCAGCAAUUUGGGAAAUUACAAAGUCGCCUGGAUUCACAUUGACCGUAAGAUGAUACUCGCGGUGCACAAACACGUGAUUGCCCGAAUGCCAAGGUUUACCAUGUCACACGAUGGCCAGAAGACGUGGUCGUUGCACAUAAAUGGCGUGAGGCCGUCGGACAAGGGCGUCUACAUGUGCCAAGUGAAUACUGACCCCAUGAUCAGUCAGAUCGGUUACCUGCGAGUGGUUGUGCCGCCGAACAUAGUUGACGACGAGAGUUCCGCUUCGACUGUAGCAGUGCGGGAGGGACUCAACAUAUCCCUGACAUGCAAAGCUAAAGGUAAUCCAGAACCAAAAAUCGUGUGGAAAAGAGAAAACGCGUUAAAAAUAACAGUUGACAGAAGGAAAAAAGUGGAAAAGCAACAUGGUAAUGUGCUGAACCUAACCAGGGUCAGUAGAUCUGACAUGGGAUCGUAUUUGUGCAUCGCUUCUAAUGGCGUACCUCCAUCGGUCAGCAAGCGAAUCGUUCUCGACGUCGAGUUUUCUCCGACGUUGGCAGUGCCAAACCAACUGGUUGGCGCUCCGCUGGGCACGGACGUCACCAUCGACUGUCAGACCGAAGCGUAUCCUCGGCCGAUAAGCUUCUGGAUGUUCCACGAGUCUCGGACGAUGAUAUUCUCCGGGUCCAAGCACCAUCUGGCUGUCAAUGAGGACGGAUACAAGGCGCACAUGUUGCUCACCAUCCGGUCCCUGAGUCCCGAAGACUACGGCAGCUAUAAAUGUGUGACGAAGAACUCGUUGGGCGAAGCCGAAGGUUCCAUGAGAAUUUACGAAAUUCCUAGGCCAUCUCAGAACCCGAAAAGUACGUUGGAAUUACUGAACAGAGCCACGCAUAACGGCCUAAACAAAGAAUAUUUGUUCCUAUUGCUGUUCUCGUACAUUUUGACACCUUGGCCAUUUACAUGACUUCAUCGAGCUAUUAACGUCGAAACAUUAUCUGUCUUUCAUUUGACGUGUGAUAAAUUUUCAUAAUUAUAUGUACAUACAAAAUGGCACAAUUAGUUUUACUUGUGUGUUAGGUAAUAAUUUCAAAAAUAAAAUGUUUAGUAACUAGCAAAUAAAAA
Molecule: messenger RNA, 1311 nt
Organism: Sipha flava (yellow sugarcane aphid)
Lineage: Eukaryota; Metazoa; Arthropoda; Insecta; Hemiptera; Aphididae
Product: lachesin-like
Exons: 8
Coding region: 47-1153 (368 amino acids)
Cellular component (GO): neuron projection
Source: RefSeq, a predicted model, not a curated record